UCUCGCCGCUUAUAGUGUUUACAGUGUAUCUCGUCCUGGAAGGUGUUUGUUUUCCUGUUGCCCAAUGUAGAACCCACUGCUAUAUUCAGGACACAUGGACAAGGAAAUAAGCCUCGGAGUGUAUUUCUUUGAGUUGUUCAGUGUUUGGUCAAACAAGAGGAGAUCCUUCACCCCAUGAGACGUCCCCGCAGUGACUGGGUGUGAGCUAUUCCAAACUCCCUGGUAGAGCCAUGAAGGUCAGAGGUUGUGUUCCUACCAGAGAACUCUGCUGUCUUAAACAUGCUGCUGAAUAAGAGACAAAAGUGGAUUCUUGGUGAAGAGGAUGGAGUCUCACUGAGUAUCACUCAGCCUCUUGUGGUCAUGCGUGUAGUGUAACCUCUGCAAGUGUCCUCUCUGGUGGAGUGGAGGCCCCUACUUGGGGGUCCUGUUUGCUGCCUGCUUUGAGAAAACCCUCACUAUUGAGUGUCAAGCACACAUCCCCUCCACCACCUUUUUAAGGGAUAAAGAUGAGGAAGAGAAGUUUACACGAGCCUUUCUUUAGUCAAGAAUACUUGGCUGGGGAAAGGUCAGUACGGAGACACACAGUGAGUGUGCCUAACUCUCUGCAGGGUGGUGGUGGGGACUAUCCAAAUUUAGGAUUAGGAAGACCACGGCCAUUCCCUCUCCCCAUGUACAACGAUCCUACAGCAGAGAUAAUGGACAACUUGGGCCUCAGAGCUCACACUACCCUGUCGUCCACAACCACGGUUGAAGUGGACUUCUUGAUGCCCAAUAGCAUCAUCAUACAGCACAAAGUGAGCACCAGUGCCUCACUGGAGGAGAUUAAAGAGGAACUAUGGGAGCGUGCCAGAGAGCUUCCUCUGUUUGGUAUGCUGCACGACCUCAACUCUUACCACUUUGUGUGCAUCAAUCCCCAAUCAGAAACCCUCGAGUUGAUGGAUGAAACAAAAUGCUUGCAGGACAUUAACCUGUUCCCGUACAUGUUCAUACUCAAGGUGGUGGAGAGGAAAGGCAAUGAAACCGAAAAGCGGCUCAACCUUGAAAUUGGCCAGCUCAUUGGAAAAGAUCUCCAAAAGUUUGAUGCCUUAAAGAAUCCAGAAGUGAAUGAGUUUCGAGGGAAGAUGAAGGCUCUCUGUGACGAGGUGGUGGCAUCAAGAAAUAAACUAACGUGGUAUGAGCGGGUGCAGUACCAGUAUCCAGCACGCAUAGCAACCAACCCUCAACUGGCCAGUUAUAUCACGGACAGGCUUCAGGAGGACCAGCUGUUGCUGUCAGUCCAGUUUGAUCCUUCUAUGGAGGGACAGCCCACAUACACAUUUCGUGUCUCAUUUGAUAUGAGAACAAGGGAGCUUCUGGACCUUGCUUUGGCUAAACUGUCUGUGACUUUUGUGAUGGAUCAGCCAGCUGAAAACUACGUAUUAAAGACGCCAGGUCGGGAAGAAUACCUGAUAGCAGACGUCCCCCUGUCACAAUACAUGUAUGUCCGUGAACACGUGUGCCAAGAUGAUUGUUCCUCAGUGCCUCUAGUCAUUGUGCAUCGGAAGACAAUUCAAGUUGACAUUGAAAACUUGUAUGGUCCAAUAGAAGACCUUGGUGUAAAACAUAUAAGGAACUCCUUCUCUGGAACAACCCUGAUUAAAAAGAAAUAUGUCUCUUCCUGGUCCAUCAAUGAAAACUUUCACUUCAGCAUUGGAACUGUCAGUAACAUGACAGUUUCUGCUGAUGACCAAGUUGAGGUGAUGGUGGAGGCGGGGUUGUAUCAUGGAAGCAGGGCCCUCUGUGAGACCAAGGUGACCCAGGAAGUAACUAUCUCUGAAGGAAAAGGUGUUUUGGAUGAGGACCUCACCCUUCCUAUUGCUGUCUGCAACAUUCCAAGAAAUGCACGACUGUGUCUCGCUAUAUACGAAGUCAGCCGGAGUGCCAAGGCAACCAAGGCUCGGGCGUCAAUUGGCAGCAGACCGGAGCUGUACAAGAACCCUCUGGCUUGGGUGAAUACAGCUGUCUUUGACUACAGAAACCAGCUGAAGACUGGUGCAAUGUCUCUCUAUGCCUGGAAGAUCUCUGAGGACCAGAUAGGGGAGGCCAUGCCCAAUCCUUUAGGGACAUUAGUGAGCAACCCUGACCAUGAACAGGCUGUCACCCUCACCAUCACCUUCCCCCGCUUCAGCUAUACCUGCAGUAUUAUGUUUCCUUCCAAAGACAAGAUCAUCUCUGAAGCCAAGGAAAACCCACAGUGUGAGGAGAUAACACCAACUCCACCAAUGAUGGAGGAAAUCCAGCAAAUAGCUGAGCGUGAUCCUCUUACUGAGCUUCAUGAACAGGAGCGCAAACUGUUGUGGUCACUAAGAAAUGUUUGUCGGCAGGAGCUUCCUCACUUGCUGCCCAAGAUUCUGCAGUGUGUUGAGUGGGAUAACAAGGCAGAGGUGGCAGAAAUGAUCUCUGUGUUAGAGGACUGGCCAAAGCUGUCCCCUGAUCGUGCCCUGGAGCUGCUGGAUUACGCCUAUGCUGAGCCUGCUGUCAGGAGUUAUGCCAUUGAGUGCCUCACCCAUAUAAGUGAUGACGACCUGCUGCUUUACUUGUUACAACUGGUGCAGGCAAUUAAACAUGAAAAUCACCUUUACUGUCAUCUUGUGGAAUUCCUCCUCAACCGGGCAUUGAGGAACAUGCGCAUUGGCCACUACUUCUUCUGGCAUCUAAGGUCAGAGAUGCAUGUACCUUCAGUGUCCAUUCGGUUUGGUCUCAUCCUGGAGGCCUAUUGCCGAGGCUCAUUAGAGCACAUGAAAAGUCUCUUGCGACAGCUGGAUGCCCUUCACAAGUUCAAAGAGCUCAGGGGAAUCGUGAGUGUCAACCGGUCGAUGCGGGACCGUCAGAUGCGGGUUCACAUGAAGAAGUCCCAUAACUUUGCCACGCUGUCUCACUUCCUGAAUCCCAUUGAUCCGAUGUACAGGAUUAGUACCAUCAAGACAGAGGAGUGUAAAGCCAAAGACAGCAAAAUGGCUCCUCUGUGGCUUGUGUUUGAGAAUGGAGAUCCCCACGGGAAAAGCAUAUACCUGUUGUACAAAUAUGGAGAUGACCUGCGGCAAGACAUGUUGACGCUGCAGAUGAUUCGCAUCAUGGACAAGCUGUGGAAGGACAAUGGGAUGGAUCUAAGGAUGAACCCAUACAGCUGCAUGUCAACAGACAACCGUGAAGGCAUCAUUCAAGUUGUGCUGAAUGCCGAAACUAUUGCUAAUAUUCAGAGACAGAAGGGCAUGUUCUCCGCCACUUGUGCUUUCAGAAAGGGGUCACUAUUGGCAUGGCUGAAGGACCACAACCCUACUGAGACACUGCUUAACAAGGCAAUCCAUGAGUUCACUCUCUCCUGUGCUGGUUACUGUGUGGCCACCUACGUCUUGGGGAUUGCUGACCGUCACUCUGAUAACAUUAUGGUUAUGAAGAAUGGACAACUCUUCCACAUUGAUUUUGGACACAUCUUGGGUCACUUCAAAGAGAAGUUUGGCAUCAGGAGGGAGAGACAGCCCUUUGUCUUGACACACGACUUCAUCAACGUCAUCACCAAGGGCAGACAGACGCGGUCAGAAGAGUUUGAGCAAUUCAAAGGAUACUGUGAAAAGGCAUUCCUAAUACUGAGGAAGUAUGGGUCCUUCAUCAUCUCGCUCUUUGCCAUGAUGAUCUCCACUGGGCUUCCUGAAUUACAAAGUGAAAAGGAUCUUAAUUACUUAAAGGAAACUCUGAAACUUGACUUGUCCGAGGACGAAGCAAGAGACCAUUUCCGCUCCAAGUUUGACGAGGCGUUGGCCAAUGCCUGGAAGACGUCUGUAAACUGGGCCUUCCAUUCCAUGGCUAAGAAGAACACCUAGAAGUGAGACAAGCUUAGCCUUAGCCCACAACUUCAUUCAUAUUCAGUGUUCUAAUAUUUCCAUUGAUGUAAGAAAAUAUCUAGAAGGACAGAAGGACAAGAGGUUAUGUACUAAUUGCCCCAUGGAAAUUAGUUUUCCAUCCCAGUUGCCAUGAUACUUGGACACACUACUGGGGAGGUUUACUUCCUGCCCUCCAAGUAAAAUCCAAUAAAAACUCCUUGACAUGGGAGUCAUGAUGCCCAGGUGUGCACGUCCUCACUCUGGGCCUGUCAGGCUGUGUUAUGCAUGACUGCCUCCAUGGAUAAAAGUUUAUGCAUUAUUAAUUUAUUUUUCUGAUGUUAAACAUUGUGUACAUUGGUUACAUUUUCACCAGCACAUCAUCUUCAAUUGUGCUGGAUUGUGGGCAUUCACUGUAGUCUCCUGAUGUCCAUUGUUACAUCAUCCCAGUCACUGAAAAUAUAGAAAAACACUGUUAGGAUGUUCCCCCAAAUGUUAUGCUUCCCUAUUAAACAUCAGUACAUUUUCUUGUUAUAUGAUUUAUGGCAUCAUAUUAAUAAGUAUAUUUGAACACUGUUCAAUACUAAAAAGUACUCAAGAUAAAAGAUGGUUUGAGAUUCAGGACUGUAUCCGAGGCACAAAGCAGCAGUUGGUUCUGAUUUUAUGAGUUUCCUGUAAAGUAUGAACUUUAAGGAACAGCUUGCCUUAAAUUACUUUCUUAGAUACCUAAUUUUGGUGCUAGAUGCAACUGUUAAAGUGCUGUCACCUGUAGGAUUAGAGACAAAAUUUAUUUUCUUCGUCUGGGAUAUAGGAAAAACCAACGACAAUGUAAUGUACAUAAUUACCACCGCCAUCACCACCUCCUCCUCCCCAACAUCACCACCUCCUCCUCUUCCUCCUUCCCAACAUCACCACCACCUCCUCCCUCAACAUCACCACCUCCUCCCCAACAUCACCACCUCCUCCUCCCCAACAUCACCACCACCUCCUCCUCCCCAACAUCACCACCACCUCCUCCCUCAGCAUCACCACAACACUAAACUCCUCCAAGUCUUUGCAUUAAGAUGUAUCGCCAUUGAAUGUGCACAUCCUGGUAGUAGAAUUUAUUUGAUUUCCUCUGUGCAGGAUCCUUAAUAUCCUUUGAUCACUUCAUAUUUUUUGUGAUGUCAUGAAAUGUAUUGUUAGUUACUGCUUGCCUCCACCUGAUGAGCUGAGCUUGCAGCACACAAUAGGUGUGUUCUUUGGUUAGGUGUGUGAGGUGGACAGUUUCUUCUAAACCACCUCUAAGCUGACCACCUCUCUACAUAUUUGCAUCAUUUGCUCUGUUGUCUUUUCACUAAUUAAAAGUGGAAUGCUUGUGGACGAGAUUAAAUAAUUUAUUAGCAAAAAAUAAUAUUGCAGGUUUUUAUUUCUAUUUUUCUUAAGAAAGGAAGUCACAAGAUGAAAUUAUCUAAAACAUGCAGGUGCUCAUGAGGUCUUAGGUAAAGUGGAAAGGAAAGCAGUUAGACCACACAUGAUGGGCGCCUGUAGCAUCUACAAUUUGGAAUGGAUAAAAAAAAAAAAAAAUUAUAUAUAUAUAUAUAUAUAUAUAUAUAUAUAUAUAUAUAUAUAUAUAUAUAUAUAUAUAUAUAUAUAUAUAUAUAUAUAUAUAUAUAUAUAUAUAUAUAUAUAUAUAUAUUACUCAUAUCAAACAUCUAGUAAAUAUGCUCAUGAUUCAGAAACUUAUAAAAACCAAUAUCAAUUAAAAACCUACAUUAAUUUUCUCAUUAAUUAGCUCAUUUUCAAUUUGUAACAAAGACAUUUCUAUUGUCUCGAAGCACGUGCGCGCGUGCGCGCGCGCGCGCACACACACACACACACACACACACACACACACACACACACACACACACACACACACACACACACACAGGUCUUCCAUUGGGACUGCAAGGUCACAAUUCACUCCUUGGUUAUUACCUCAGACCUGUUCUUUCCUAGGUGAACAUGAAUGAACAUGCAAAGCUAUUUUCACUCUACCUGGCUUGGGAUCUUUUGUUUGAGAGCCAAGUUCUUCUAAACCACACCCUUACUGUUCAUUGGUAAAAUUAUGUGAAGUAUAUAACACCAAACAGUGGAUACAAAGUAAAUAUAUAUGAAGGCUACCCAAGAGCAGGACUUAAUGGGUUGAGAGUCCAUCUCACAUCACCAACCUAUCUUCUUCCAUACUCAGUAUCACAGACUGCUGCAGUAAUUUUGACAUCUAAGGACAUGUGAAAUAUGUAAGCAUUACCUGCUGAUCAAUCAACAUUUCAUCUCAUCCAAGACAUGCAGCAAACUGAAUAUUCCAACCAAAAGACCUUACUUUGUAAGAUACAUGAAGAGUUACACUUUACAUGUCAGUAUCUUACAAAUUGGUAAGAGUUUCCACAGGAACAUAAAGUUGGUUUGCAGUACAUUUUAAAACUAGACAAAAGUGUCAGCCAAUCAGCAGGUAGGCACAUCAACCAGUGACAGUGUUGUUAUGUCCUAAGGUGGCAGAACUAUUGUACCAGAGACCCUAACACCAUGUAGAGCAUGAGCUGUGAGCACAGCCAUCCAGGAGGCAAGUAACUCAGCUUGAGUAUAUUCUUGCCAUAUUAGAAAAAUAUAUAUGGGUACUGUUGUCAUUAGAUAUUACUGUUCUUUUUAUGUGUACAGUUUUUCUUAAUGUAAUCCAUAUAAUUUUCAGUAACAGCAUUUCUAUAUUUUUUCUUUCUCUUCUUAGGACCUGCAUCUUAGUAUGCACAGCUAGGGAAGAUGCUGAACACAUUAAAAGAAUACCAUUGCCAGGUGACCUUUUAAAAACAUGAGACCCAGGCUCUCAAUGAUAAACUAACAGUGGAAAUUAAAAAAACUGUUCUUAUUGUCACAGCAUCUAUUAACAAAUUCCUUCACAUGGAAAGGAGACUAAUCAUGGCUGAUCAAAAUUUAGAGAAAUUUAAGAAAAUUUGUUGAAUGACAGAAGAUGGCAUCAGAAAAUAGCAAUACAGUUUGAAUUAGCGAGUUGAGCUUUGACUUAUUUUGUUACCAAUCUUUGUGCUAAUUGAACAAAUGAUAUGCUCUCUCUCUCUCUCUCUCUCUCUCUCUCUCUCUCAGUACAGAAAGGAGCAACACUCGGAUGGGAUGCAAUGGCCUCCUUUCCCACUUUAUCUAAAUUAAUUCCUUUGCUCAAUAAUAUCUAAGUUUCACUGUUAUUGAUUGAAUUUGGCUGCCUUCUCCAUCCUUCAAUUUCUUUAUUCAUUGUCUGGCAAAGCUUGGGUAAACUGAAUACAAGGAAAAAUGCAUAAAACUAUUAAAGACAUAAGUAUAUUAAUAAUUUUUACUACAGUUGCCAUUGUGUAAGUUGAUCUAGAAACCUUGCCCCCUGUCUCCUUUCAGCAGGGCAGCAGGUGCACACUUAAUGCUCUCACUACUUGUCUGAAUUUCUUACAUUUAAGGUUACUUUCAAUCAGAUCAAUAAUUAGUCCUCCUCUAUGCUGAUUUUCAAGGAAAAAACAAAUUAUUAACCCUUGGAAAAUAGUGGAAACAUUGUUUACAUGAAGGCUUUCUCAUAGGGCUAGCUAUUGACAUGGCAAGGUCUUCAAUGAUGUAUGUCAGUCAAUGAUGUAUGUCAGUAUGACAUAUAUAUAAAUAUUUGUUUCCAUAAUUUUUCCAGAGGGUUAACACUUUGAUAUCUUUUUUCUCUUAAUAUGUACAAAAGUUAGCCUAGGGCAAGGCUAAUUGAUAAUGUAAUUGAAAUAUCUUCACAUAUACAAAAUGUUUGAUGAAGUGGCAAGUGCAUUACAAGUGUACUAAUCAGCUGUCUUGGCAAAGGGCUUCUCUAUCACCUCAGCCCACAUCAACUAUAGUGCUGCCAAAUACAUCCUUGAAACUCUGCUUCCAUGUCACUUCUAAAGAUCUGAUGUGGCCAUGAACACACCAGCCACAUCUAGGCAUUGUGUUUGUAUAUACUACAUGUGGAAAGAGAAUUUUGGAUAUUGUUCAUUUCAGGGGUCAAAUCAUGUUACAGUAACCAUGUUAACUCUUCCUUGAUAAAGAGGAAAGUAUUUACUACUUUGGAGUGUUGUUGCAUCUGAUUGCUGUUGCUGAGACUACUACUGAUGGAAAUUGAUUGUAUAUUUGGUACUGAUAUGGCAUAUGUAGUUCUGGUUCUGGCAAAUAGGAAGUUGAUCUGUGCAUUGUGCUAGCAUCUCAGGUACCCUAGUCUGUGUCAACUCAACAUUGCAAAUGGUUACCUAUCUGAUUGUGGCUGUGCAUGUAUUUCUAGAAUAAAAAGUUGGGAAUUGCCU
Messenger RNA from Scylla paramamosain (green mud crab), 8167 nucleotides. It is a transcript of the gene Pi3K92E, whose product is annotated as phosphatidylinositol 4,5-bisphosphate 3-kinase catalytic subunit delta isoform-like. The transcript has 22 exons. Gene Ontology annotation, cellular component: cytoplasm; phosphatidylinositol 3-kinase complex; plasma membrane. NCBI's taxonomy places the organism in Eukaryota, Metazoa, Arthropoda, Malacostraca, Decapoda, Portunidae. The coding region runs from base 507 to 3860 and encodes 1117 amino acids. Gene Ontology annotation, molecular function: 1-phosphatidylinositol-4-phosphate 3-kinase activity; 1-phosphatidylinositol-3-kinase activity. Gene Ontology annotation, biological process: phosphatidylinositol 3-kinase/protein kinase B signal transduction; cell migration; phosphatidylinositol-3-phosphate biosynthetic process. The record is from RefSeq and is a predicted model, not a curated record.